AGGUUGUAGUGACGGCACCACCCAGUCUUCAUAAACAGCACAGAAGCCCUGAGUAGUGGACGACAGCUCUGUGGAUCACUGGUACAUGACAGGUGUUAGCAGGUUAAUGGAGGAAUCUGAACCACUGUUGGCUGCCAAGUCCGAGGAAAGGAGGAGAAAUGGCCACUGCAGGUGGAGCACUCAAACUCUGGGGUCGAAGGCGGUGGAGGAUUUCAGACGGAGGCUCAAGUACUUCUUUAUGAAUCCCUGUGAGAAGUACAGAGCCAGAGGUCGGAAACCGUGGAAAUUAAUGUUACAACUAUUAAAAAUUGCUAUCAUUACAGCCCAGUUGGUCUCUUUCGGCCUGAGCAAUGAAAUGAUGGUCACAUUCAAAGAGGAAAAUCUGAUGACGUUCAAACAUCUAUUCCUCAAAGGAUACAAAGAUCACUGGCAGAGAAGCUACGCACUUUACACUAAAACAGAUGUUUAUGACCACAUCUACUAUAUAAUCGACAGGUACACCAAUCUCCAGGACCUGACUGUUGGCAAUCUUGCAUAUGAGAAGGUUGAUGACAAGUACACGCCUCUGUCCAUAUGUCAAGUACUUUAUAAAAACAGCAGCAUCAAUCCUGGGAAGGAUACCUUUGAUAUUGAUCCACAUAUUGAUCAAGAAUGUAUUUCCAUAUACCCAGUGAAGUUGCUGAACGGUAGUUUGGCAGCACAGAAAAACUUCUCCUUAGAUUUCAAGAGGCUGCUAUCAGUGAAAAUCUACCUCACUCUGAAAACCAUCAAUCUGCAGACUGUGCGGCACCACGAGCUACCAGACUGUUAUGACUUCCAUGUAGAGAUUGUAUUUGAUAAUCGAGCACACAGCGGGAAGAUCAACAUUAGUGUUAAAAGCCAUGUUAGAAUUUUUGAAUGCAGGGACUGGAACAUGGAAGGCAGUUCUGGGAAGAUCAAUUAUCUCCUUUUGUCAUUUGAUUCUGUGGUCAUCCUCGCCUGCUUCGCCUCUCUCAUCCUCUGCAUGCGAUCUGUCAUCAGUGGCAUCCAACUCCAGUUUGAGUUCAACGUUUUCUUCCAUGCCUACUACAAUAAAACUGUAACUUGGUCAGACCGCAUGGAGUUUGUGAAUGGCUGGUAUAUCCUCAUCAUUGUCAGCGAUACGUUGACCAUUGUGGGGUCAGUGCUGAAAAUAGGAAUACAAACAAAGUUCCUGACCAACUAUGAUGUUUGUAGUAUAUUGCUGGGAACAGCCACAAUGCUUGUCUGGAUUGGUGUUAUCCGCUACCUUGGUUUCUUCAAGAAAUACAAUAUCUUAAUCUUAACCCUGAGGGCGGCUUUUCCAAAUGUAAUCCGAUUCUGCUGUUGUGCUGCCAUGAUUUACUUCGGGUACUGUUUCUGUGGCUGGAUUGUCCUUGGACCUUACCAUGACAAGUUCCGAACACUUGACAGGGUGACAGAGUGCCUCUUCUCUCUUAUCAAUGGAGAUGACAUGUAUGCCACCUUCCUGAAGAUGAGCGACAAGAACUAUAUGGUGUGGCUUUUCAGCCGGCUUUACCUCUACUCCUACAUCUCCCUCUUCAUCUACAUGGUGGUCAGUUUGUUCAUCGCUCUCAUCACUGACACCUAUGAAACCAUCAAACACCACCAGAAAGACAAGGAACCAGUGUCUGAGCUUUAUGCCUUUAUUGCAGAGUGCAGGGACCAGGCUGAGUCUGGAAGAUAUCAGACCAAUGAAGAGCCUUCAACCUGCUGUGUAUCUCCAUGUGAUUGCUUUUGGUUUAAAUGAAAGGAUGUAAUGUCUUCAAAGUGAGAACAAACAAGGUCUGAUAGGAGUAUAAAAUACCCCACAGAGUCCAAAUAGUUGAAUUACCUAAAUUACUUAAACAGUGCUUGAGUAGUUAAAAAAAAAUAAAAAAAUAAAUAAAAACUUUUACUUCAGGUUUCUCUAGCGUUGCAUGAUGUUAGAAAAAAAUAGUGUAUGCUAUAUAAUUGUUAGGUAUUGCAAUGGGAUAUGCUAAUUUCAUGGACUGCACGGUGGUGUGGUGGUUUGAUUUAACCCUCAAAAUUGUGGAGCACCAUGGCCUCACAGCAUGAAGGUCACUGGUUUGAGCCUCGACUGGGAGGAGGGUCGAACAGUGAUCUUUCUGUGUGGAGUUGGCAAGUUCUCCCCAUAUAUCCGUGGGCUCUCUCUGGGUACUCUGGCUUCCUCCCACGGUCCAAAAGAGUGUAUGUUAGGCUAAUUGGUUACUCUAAAUUCUUCCUAGGAGUCAGUGUUAAUGGUUGUUAGUCUCUCUGUGUUGGCCCUGCGAUGGACUGGUGACCUGUCCAGGGUGUACCCUGCCUCUCACCUGCUAAAUGCUGGGUUAGGCUCCAGUUGCCCCAUCACCUUACAAAGCAGUAUAUCUAGUAUAAAAAGUAAGCGGUAUGUAUAUAUAUGUAUGUAUAAAAGGCUGCAUCCAUUUCUGCACCUAUGCAUGAUGAUUAGUUGUACAGCAUUCACAAAAGUAGAGUUUUUUCCCUUUAUUGACUACGUGACUGCAAGCCUUUGUGUCAUCUUGACGUCAUCUUUGCAAUAAUGUUUCAUUUUUUACAUUUUUUUUAUAUACAGAUACCCUAUAUGAUUUAUAUAUAUAUAUAUAUAUACAUAUUGUGCAGCCUCAAGUUUUACUUACAGUGCUGGAAACUUAUGCAGUAAAUUAUUAAACUUCAUAUGUUAAGGUAUUGAGUAGUCUUUUUUCCUCCCAGUCAACACGAAAUCUGAGUUGAAACCUUUCUAAUUUGACCCUGUACAGCUUUUCGGAGCACUUCAGUCGAGCACACUAUCUUCAUUUACUGGAAUAUAACUUGUAAUUAUUGUUUAAAAAUAGUCAUUUUUUUAUAUUUCGCUUCAUCCCCUCGUAUUGCAGACAUUUUUCAGAAGUAUAUCUCUUUUAAGUAUGAUUUGUUUUAACUACUUGUCUUUUUUGCACCUCUCAACAAAUUGAUUUGACCAUACUUACGUAUAAGUGUACUUUGAUUUUAAUUUAAGUAAUCUUUUCUCUCAUAGCAAAUUCUAUUUUAGCUUUCAAGCAUUUUCACUAACAGCUAUGGAAAGCAUAAAAUGUGUUACUUCGAAGAGGAUCUCAAAUAUUUAUGCAAACUGUGUGUAUGGUAUUUAGCCAAAUUACUUUGUAAUAGUUAUACAAAUGUGAUAUUUAUUUCUAAAUAAAUAUAGUUGUGUGUU
This is a messenger RNA of Melanotaenia boesemani (Boeseman's rainbowfish), 3205 nucleotides long. RefSeq names its product mucolipin TRP cation channel 3a (gene mcoln3a). The transcript has 13 exons. The record is from RefSeq and is a predicted model, not a curated record. Lineage: Eukaryota; Metazoa; Chordata; Actinopteri; Atheriniformes; Melanotaeniidae. Gene Ontology annotation, molecular function: NAADP-sensitive calcium-release channel activity. Gene Ontology annotation, cellular component: lysosomal membrane; plasma membrane. The coding region runs from base 86 to 1768 and encodes 560 amino acids.